CAGUAUUUUCUCGUUAGCUGACUGGUUGCUGAAUAUCAGAAGUUCGUGGAAUAUGGCUGCAUCCAGAGGCGGCGGUGUUGGUCCAAUUGGAUAUGUAGCAGAAAUAGUUGGGGCCUCUGAGCCUGCACUUAGGUUACUGUUUACUAUAUUAUUGGGUUAUCCUUUGGCACUUUUACAUCGUAAUUUUUUAUUUGGAAAGUCUUCCACUGUACAGCAUAUAUUCUUCGUUUUUUGUGGAUUAUCUCUAGGUUAUUUCAAUUAUGGAACUGAUAUCCUUCAUUCUGUUGCAUGUGUCAUCAUUAUAUAUGUACUUCUUGUUACCAUUGGUGGUACAUUUAAAUCAGUUGUCAUUUCAUUUGCUUUUCUCAUGGGAUAUUUAAUAUUCGGUUAUUAUAUUACUGGAACUGAUGAUUACGAUAUCAAAUGGAGCAUGCCUCAAUGUGUAUUAACAUUGCGAUUAAUUGGGCUGGCUUUUGAUGUGUAUGAUGGACAGAAAGAUCCAGAGAAACUGCCUCAUGAUCAAAAAAAGACUGCCUUAAAAAAGUGUCCCACAUUAUUGGAAGUUGCAGGUCAUACUUAUUUUUUCGGUGGUUUCAUGGUUGGUCCGCAGUUUCCUAUGAAGAGGUAUAUUGACUUUAUUGACGGUUCCUGUCCUGCCAAAACUCAGUCUGGAAAACCAUCCUGUGUUGAAGCUGCUAUAAAACGUUUAGGUCUUGGGAUAUUAAUUUUAAGCAUUUAUCAAGUAGGCUGUAUAUUUGUUCCUGAAAGAGCUAUUCUUUCAGAUGCAUUUAUGGCUUAUCCUCUGUGGAGGAAACUCAUAAUUAUUGGAAUAUGGGGAAAAAUUGCUUUAUAUAAAUACAUUGCUUGCUGGUUAAUUUCUGAAGGAACUUGUAUAUUGACUGGCAUGACCUACAAUGGCAAAGAUAAAAAUGGAAAUGAUCUAUGGGAUGGAUGUGCUAAUGUAAAAUUAUGGGAUUUUACAAAAACUACAACAUUUGAAGGCAUUAUUAAGUCUUUCAAUAUCAACACAAAUCUUUGGGUUGCACAGUAUGUGUUUAAGCGUUUGAAGUUUCUUGGUAAUCGAUAUAUUUCACAAGGUGCAGCUCUUUUGUUCUUGGCAGUUUGGCAUGGUUUACAUUCUGGUUACUAUGUUUGUUUCUUCAGUGAAUUCAUUGUUAUGUAUCUUGAGAAAGAUGUAAGUGAAAUAUACUUUUGUUUUAAACUCAGUGUUUUAAAUUGAAGAUUUUUAAAAUGC
Stegodyphus dumicola is the source of this 1255-nucleotide messenger RNA. RefSeq names its product lysophosphatidylcholine acyltransferase 3 protein nessy (gene nes). The record is from RefSeq and is a predicted model, not a curated record. Gene Ontology annotation, biological process: phosphatidylcholine biosynthetic process; lipid modification. Gene Ontology annotation, cellular component: membrane. Gene Ontology annotation, molecular function: 1-acylglycerophosphocholine O-acyltransferase activity; lysophospholipid acyltransferase activity. NCBI's taxonomy places the organism in Eukaryota, Metazoa, Arthropoda, Arachnida, Araneae, Eresidae.